Dicentrarchus labrax (European seabass) is the source of this 1821-nucleotide messenger RNA. RefSeq names its product zinc finger protein 691. The record is from RefSeq and is a predicted model, not a curated record. NCBI's taxonomy places the organism in Eukaryota, Metazoa, Chordata, Actinopteri, Moronidae. The transcript is spliced from 4 exons. Bases 164 to 1594 code for a protein of 476 amino acids. Gene Ontology annotation, molecular function: RNA polymerase II cis-regulatory region sequence-specific DNA binding; DNA-binding transcription factor activity. Gene Ontology annotation, biological process: regulation of transcription by RNA polymerase II.
UAUUUGGUUCCCGCUAAGAACAGUUCGCUCAAAUUAGCUCCAUUAGCUCCACAGCUGAUGCAUGUCUUCAUUUCCCAAUAGACUGACAGUUUCGCUCCUUUCAUUGUAUUAAUACUUUCUUUCCUUCAGCCGGUGAGGAGGGUCGUUACAGCCCACAUCAGCGAUGGCGAGCCGCCUCCCUUUUCACUCACAGCUCUCCUCCAUCAUGGAGACGAUGGCCAAGUCUGUCCUGAGUCAGGUCUGCAAACUGGUGGACGAAGACUCGAGUGAGCUCCGGUUGGAGGUGUCUCGGCUGCUGGUUGCAAACUCAGCCCUGGCAGAGAAAGUGAACAGCCUGCAGUGCGAGCUGACGGUUGUGAGAAGCGACGCCUCCAAGUUGUGUAAAAGUUAUCGCAGCGUAGGUGUACAAACUGUCUGCUUCAGAGACGGGGACGCUUAUGAGUCUGGACCUCCCACCAUAGAGGGGAUCUUUGGAAAAGAAUGGUGUAUGAAUCUGUGGAAAGACAGAGACCCAUACAGCCUGGAGAGAGUCACAGACUCGCCACAGUCCUCUGAGAAAGUAAGAGGAAGGUUUGCAGAGGUAUUAAAUGUGUAUGGCUAUAAACAAAGGCAAGAAAAGCAGUCCGUAGCGACGCUGUCUGACCAAAUUACUGUGACUGAGAUCAAAGAGGAGGAUUAUGUGGGGGACGCUGUCUCCAGCUGCCGACAGGAAACACUUAGUAUUGAAGAACAUGAAGAAAGCAUUGCAGAGGAACCAGAGACACUGUCAGUUGGUUACUCGGCUGAUGGCAGCACUUGCAGCCUGUCAUUUGAUCAGGAUGGAGAACAGGUUGUGUCUGCAGGUGGUAUUGAAGAACCACCCAUGCAGCUGAUAUCCAUCAGUGACACAGAGGAGGCCUUCAGCACUCAUAUCAUUCCAAUUGAGGAGGAGGAGGAGGAGGAUGUACAGUUUAUUCAAGAAAGUCAGCAGGAGCCAAUGAUGAACACAGCAGGGGGGCCCAGCCACAAAAAGCAGCAGACAUCUGAAAACAGCACUGCUGUGGAUAAAGAUUCCCAUGACGACUGUAAUAUGCUUCAUGUAAAAACCACCAGAGAUCCAAAUAAAAACAAAUUCACUUGUCGAAUAUGUAGCAGGACAUUCUUCCACAAGGGCACUCUAACACACCACAUGAAAUCGCACAAGUCAAACUUUUGCAAUAUUUGUAAGCAGCAUUUUCCUCACAGGAACAAGUUGAACUUGCACACCUGCGUGCCUCCAGUUCCUUCUCAGAGAGUCAGUAAGUCAUGCGAGCUGUGCGGGAAGACCUUUGCAAACCCAUCAGCUCUGAGGAUUCACUACGUCGUCCACACCGGAGAGAAACCCUACAGGUGCAGCUUAUGUGGGAAAGGGUUCACCCAGAAAGGCAAUCUGAAAUGUCACCUACGUAUCCACACUGGAGAGAGGCCGUUCUGCUGUGUUAGAUGUGGGAAGACUUUCACGCAAAAGGUCAACCUCAAUCAUCAUUUAAUGGCUCACAGAAAUCGUGAGGUGGUGGGAGGGAAGUCCAUAGCAGUAAGACAUCUUAAAACCUUUACGGCUGAAACCUGUCAGUGACUGAUUGUGGUACAAGGUCAGUAGCAAUGUUCGCUGAAUGCAUUAUAUACUACUUAUCACUUUAAUGUAAAAGGGCAGUAAAUGUCAUGUUCGUAAUGACCUGUAGUCUGUAGUAUUGUUAAAAAAUCAGGAGUGUGGAGCAAAAUGUCGUGUUUUUGUCAUUUGUUUUUAUUUAAGAAACACAGUCAUGAAUGUUCACUUGUUGAUUAAAAUUUUAUUUGAUAGAA